AUGGCAAAUCCAAAACUACUAUUCUUCUUCUUCGUCUCGCUAUGCUUCUCCACCUUCGUUCACUCCGAUUCUCACUUCGAAGGCUUCGAAGCUGAAGACGACGAAGUCGAUUUCGAAGAAUCAUCUAUCGAUCCAGCUUCACUCCGAUCACCUCCCUCUCAAUCUCUUUCCACCGAUCCCAAUCCUAACCCUAACCCUAACCCUACUCCUUCUCCACCCUCCGAUCUUCCCAAAUCCACACCUCCCUCCGCCACAACCUUCGAUUUCUGGGACGACGAUGAAUUCGAAGGUCUUCCCACUGAACAACAACACCCUGACCUACACGUUCCAAUCGCCGAUCCCAAAUCCACCGAUAGUAACAACACCACCACUUCCUCUAACGAUCACGUUAAGCCUCCUCCACGUUCCUUCACUGUUGAAAUCAUCUGCGGAAGUUUUCUGAUUACGUUCGCGAUCAAUUACUUCACCGGUAAAAAGGAAAACGAAAACAUAGCACUUUCAUGGGCUUCACAGUUCGCCGCGAAAGAUUCAAUAUUCGAGAAGAAUUUCAGUCUUUUAGGGAUCGGUGACGGCGGUGAUGAUACUCCUUUGUUGUUGAAAGAAGGGCAGACAACUUUCAAGUUUUAUGCUAGUGGUAGAAGGUAUUGUCAAGGGUUGUUGGCCACGUUGGAGUUGAAGAGUAGACACGAUCUCAUUGCGAGGAUUUACAAUUUGGUCGUUCCUGCUAAGGAUGAGAUUACUUUUGAGGUUUAUAUGAAUGAUGAUUCUAUGGAUCAUGUGGUUUUUGCCAUGGCUAGGAAGAAGGCUGCGAAAGCUAUGCAUAAGGAUUUUAGGGAUUUGCAGAGGUUUGCUACUAUUAUGACUCCUCCUACUUCAAGGAAGUGGGUUACUGAUGAUCUUGCAGUUAUUUCUGAGUCCAGGGAAGUUGCUUCUGAUUUGAUCACUGAUGCACUCAUUGACCAGGUUUUUGGUGACAAGGCUUUUGAGAAAUUUGGAAAAGGAUUAAUUUCAGUGCAUUUCUCUGACAAUCACCCUGGCAUCCACAAGAAAGUGCUGCUGUUCAAGUUUGUUCUUCCAGCUGCUAAAAAUAUGGCUGAUAUGACUCGACUGGUGGCUCUUGUUCCAUAUUAUAUUGACUUGAUUGGGAGAUAUAAAUUGAGUUCUCUGGCUCGGUCUAAGACAGAGACUGCACGGCAAAAGGUUGCUCAAGAGGUACAAAAAGAACUUCGAAACAUCCAACAAGAGGCCAUGCAAAGAAGAAAGGCGGAGAGGAAAAAGAUGUUGGAGGAGGCUGAGGCAAAGCUCGGUGCAGAGGCCAUUCGAAAGAAAGAAGCAAAGGAACGUGCUCGCCAAAUGAAAAAGUCAAUGCCAAGGAUGAAAAUGUCCCGUGGUGCCUAA
Messenger RNA from Lathyrus sativus (Indian pea), 1398 nucleotides. NCBI's taxonomy places the organism in Eukaryota, Viridiplantae, Streptophyta, Magnoliopsida, Fabales, Fabaceae. The record is from the annotation of a GenBank genome assembly.